Molecule: messenger RNA, 781 nt
Organism: Oppiella nova
Lineage: Eukaryota; Metazoa; Arthropoda; Arachnida; Sarcoptiformes; Oppiidae
Source: the annotation of a GenBank genome assembly
AGCAGAUAAAACUUCAAACACGAUGUAUUCACGUCCGCCUAAUAACAUAGAGUUUGUCAAACAGUUAGUCAAAAGACUUUAUAAUUAUGAAGUGAAACAAAUUAAAGAACUCAAUGGCGCUGACGAUAGGAACUACUAUUUGGUUACAAAUCAUGAAAAAGAGUUUGUCCUCAAGAUUACAAACACUGUAGAGGGAAGUGUGCCUGGACUUUUAGAUGCUGUCAAUUCAUUUAUACUAUUCUUACACAACAAUGGGUUUAGAGUUAGUGUCCCUCAAGUGAACACAAAUGGAAAAUACUUAUCGUAUGAAGAGAUACCAUCACCAGAUGGACAGUCAGUACACGAAUCACCUUUGAAUACGGCAUAUGGGGUCAGACUAUUGGAGUUUAUAAGUGGGAAGCUGUUAAGGGAUGUGCCGUUUACUCCUCAAUUACUCACAGAAUGUGGUCAAGUGUUGGCUCACAUGACUAUAGCUAUUCAGACAUUUGAGAGCCAAGUGAUAAGUAAAAGCCGACCGGAUUGGUCUCUUCUAAACGUGUUAGCCGUCAGACAAUAUAUAGACGCCGUUCAAAAUCAAGAGGACAGGGAUGUAGUGUCGGCCACUUUAGACGAGUUUGAGCGCACAGUUAUGCCAAUUCUGGAUGAGUUGGAAACAAACUUAAUUCACGGCGAUUUCAAUGAGAUGAAUAUCAUUGUCCACAAGAAUCCUAAUGAACAUCCAGAUAAUGAAUAUCACGUGAAGGGAGUCAUAGACUUCGGUGACAUUCACUACGCGCCCAGA